AUGUGGGACCAAAACAUUCGGAGUCAGUAUAUUGAGAGUGUUAAGGCUAGCCUGCAGAAAUAUGAUGAACAGUUGAAGGAUGUGAACCAGAAGAUCUGGUCCAAUCCCGAGUUGUCGUUCGAGGAAUUCGGGGCCCAUGACAACAUCUGCGCACUGUUCGACACGCUUGCUGGUGAUGGGUACCAAGUGCAGCGGAGCGUUUAUGGCAUGAAAACCGCCUUUGAAAUUGAAUACAAACACGGAGCCGGCGGGCGUACGGUGGCGUUCAAUGCGGAAUAUGAUGCUCUCCCAGGGAUUGGCCAUGCGUGCGGCCACAACCUGAUUGCCACCAGCUCGAUUGCGGCAUUCCUAGCAACUUGCGAGGCGAUGAAAGCCCUGUCCCCCCCUUCCGACGGACCGGGGUAUACUGUGCGUCUGUUGGGGACACCGGCCGAGGAAGGCGGCGGCGGCAAGACGAUCAUGAUCGACGCGGGGGCAUACAAAGACGUGGAUGCAUGUCUGAUGCUGCACCCAGUUCCGAUGGCGCCUCAGAAGCCCGAACUGUUGAGUGUAGCCAGCAUCCUGCCUGGGGGAUACAUGGCCAACGACCAGGUGACCGCCACGUUCACGGGGAAGCCGGCCCACGCGGCAGGCGCACCAUGGGAGGGGCUCAAUGCUCUGGACGCGGUGGUUGCAGCGUACGUCAACAUCUCGCUGCUCCGCCAGCAGAUCCUACCCUCCCAGCGAAUCCAUGGCGUGAUUACCAACGGCGGUGCGCGGCCCAACAUCAUCCCCAUGUCCGCCUCUGUCCUGUACUAUAUCCGCUCGCAGGACGUCAAGACGUUAAAGCUCUUAACGGAAAGGGUGGUCAAGUGUUUCGAAGCGGCCGCCGUAGCUACAGGUUGUACCCUGGACCUCAAAUGGGGCGAUUCGUACAAAGAUCUCCGAUCUAACGUCCCUAUUUGCGAGAGCUAUGUCGACACGAUGCGAGCCAUGGGUCACCUCACCCUUUUCGACAAUACUGGCCUGAAGAGCUCCCUUAGCGGUGCAUCCACGGACAUGGGAAACGUGUCAUACGAGAUCCCCGGGUUCCAUGGCGUUUUCACCAUUCCCACCGAGGGAGUCAACCAUACGCCCGGCUUCACCGCGGGGGCCGGGUCUGUAGAGGGAUACGAACGCAGUAUGCAUUGCGCGGCGGGGAUGGCAGUCGCUGCGUGCCAGGUGUUGAUUGAUGAUGCAUUCGCAGCGAGGGUCAAGGCGGAUUUCGACAAUAUUGAUUAA
This is a messenger RNA of Penicilliopsis zonata CBS 506.65, 1260 nucleotides long. RefSeq lists its product as hypothetical. The transcript has 4 exons. The coding region runs from base 1 to 1260 and encodes 419 amino acids. The record is from RefSeq and is a predicted model, not a curated record. NCBI's taxonomy places the organism in Eukaryota, Fungi, Ascomycota, Eurotiomycetes, Eurotiales, Aspergillaceae. Gene Ontology annotation, molecular function: dipeptidase activity.